CAAAAUCCUCGAUUUUGUCUGAAUUUCUUUUUGCAAUUCAUCGAUUAAUCUGACUAUACCAAGAAGUUACAGUCUCUUCAUGAUUUAUUGCCACCAAUAUCCACAAGAUUCAACGCGUCCGACCUUCAUUAUUCAGAAAUUGGACCUCUCGGCCUCGUCCCAUUCGGCGAAACCAAAUCAGAAAUCCCUCAAAUUCUCGAAGAAUCACCCUCCUUCCUCGGAUCUUUCGCCGGCGACCGCCAUCUUCUCGAAAAAUCAACCCCUUUUCCGUUGGCGUCCUACCCUCUGCCAUCGACGAGGACUCGCAAGAACCCCUGCCGAGCCCUCCUCACCGCCAUCGCAGGACGCACGCCAUUCGUCGCCGGGAAGCCGAGAGCUCCGGCUACCGGAGGACGCCUCUGCAAACAGUCGCCCGUCCCACACGAAAUUCCCGCUCGCAAGCAGCACACCGCGAGCAGUCCCCGAACCUGCCGCCGAGACGUCCCCGAGCAAUUGUUUCUGUCCGAUCAUCGCAGCAACCCAUCCCAUCGCUAUCCGUUCAAGCGAGCCUUCUCCACGAACGAAGCCUUGUUGCUGUCCGCCAUCGCCAAGAGCUUGCGGGCCGUCCGAAGCCGUCCCGUUCUCCGUUUGUUGCUGAAGAACAGCGGCAGCCCUUUCACGAGCAACGCGUGUUCGAGAGAUUUCGAGACUUCGAGGUCUCCAUUUGUUCCGUUCGUUUUAUCCGAUUUCAACCGAGCGUGUAGAUUCCCGAAGGAAGGUUUAGAUAUGGAUCUGGAGACGGAAAAUAGAAUAGCUGCCAUUCUCUUGAAGGAGGCUGCUGAAUUGCGCAGGCAGGCUCAGAGGGAAGGUGCACUUGCUUACCUUCGUCAGCCUACUGCAAGAAGUAGGCCCAAUUCUCGGUUUCUGACAGCAACUGUUCGUGGAGUUCAACAAGCUAACCGUGUUGUCGAGGUAAAUGAGAUGUGGCGGCUAAGGGAGAAACAAAUAGAGCUGGACAAUAGGCUUAGUGGAGCAAGAAAUGAAAGCAACACAAAUAGAAAUUGCAAGGUCACAAGUGAAUUUUCUAGAAGGAGUAGAAGCAGCAGCAGCUGCAAUGAACCGGAAUCAUGUAGAAUUGCCACUCUCUCUUCAAAGAAGAGAGAUAUUCAGAAUCUUGAUCCAACAGAGGAUGAAGGUUUAAGGGAUGAUGAGGUCGACGAAUUUCUAAAUUCCAGAGCUAAGAGGGGUCGGGGAGCAGUUGGAUCACGAAUGGAUGAAACUGGUCCAUACCUACCUUCAUGUCCAGUUUCAAAACCAAGCUUUUCAGAAAGUUCUAUUGAGGAGAAGAAGAAAGUUUUGCUUGGGCCCCUGAAGCCUCAUCAAUUGAAGUCUGUUGAAUCUUCUGAUGAUGAAUCAGAUGAAGAUAGGAGGAGGAAGGCAAAGAGAGGCUCGGACAAGGGCCACUCAAAGAAACACAAGUCGAAAGAUAAGUCGAGAGAUAAGAAGAAAAAGAAGAGGAAGGACAAAAAGCAUAAAUAUCAUUAAGUGCACAUCAAAUGUAGUUUUAAGUGUUGUUGUGUUUGUUCCAAUGGACACACAAGAUUUCGUGGGCUUGAUUUUGGGGAAGAUCUUCCAAAUUUAUUGCCAUGAGUGUGUUGUUCGUCUUCUUGUCCCGAUGUUGCGUUGUGUAUUACGCCGAAAUGGAAAUAAUUUUAUGAUCUUUUCACAAAAUCAAGUGAACUUACUGGUUAUUCCCUUGGAAAUUUUAUUCGCAU
Striga asiatica is the source of this 1754-nucleotide messenger RNA. Lineage: Eukaryota; Viridiplantae; Streptophyta; Magnoliopsida; Lamiales; Orobanchaceae. The record is from the annotation of a GenBank genome assembly.